Molecule: messenger RNA, 1933 nt
Organism: Malus domestica (apple)
Lineage: Eukaryota; Viridiplantae; Streptophyta; Magnoliopsida; Rosales; Rosaceae
Product: IQ domain-containing protein IQM3
Molecular function (GO): protein binding
Source: RefSeq, a predicted model, not a curated record
UGAUCCCUCACACUCCUCUCGCAGUUCGAGCGAGUACAGUUCCCAAUCUAUACCCCAAGCGCGUAGCACCCCACCCUCUCACUCUCAGAAACCCAGCUAUUUAAUGCUUUAGGUUGACAGGCUGGUUUCCCGGUAAAACCACCCGCAACUCCGACUCGCCCAUCAAAAUACCAUUCCGAACUCCGACCGUUUCCUCGAACUCUAUCUGAUAAAAAAAUGGAGGUGGAAACUCAGGCUCAGAGCCUCCCAGCCGCCUUCGACAACCCUUCCUUUUCUUACUCCCACAACGACCUCGGUUCCCGCGACUUCCGAAGCUCUGAAAUGCCCCGAGUUGACCCGAAAUGCGUUGCCUCCGACGUGCUGGCUCCGUUGGAACACAACGGGGCGAAGGCGAGUGAGACGGACGCGCCGGGCGGCGAGUGGUCGGAGUCGACUGCCGCGGUGAAGGUUCAGAAGGUGUAUCGGAGUUACCGCACCCGGCGCAGGUUAGCCGACUCCGCCGUCGUCGUCGAAGAGUACUGGUGGCAAGCGAUAGAUGCUUGGAGAUUGAACCGCAGUACGAUUUCGUUCUUUGAUCUUGGAAUUGAAUCUGCCAUUAAACGAUGGAACCGUGUUGGCAAGAAUGCUUCUAAGGUGGGCAAGGGGCUGUCCAAAGACGCCAAAGCACAGAAAUUGGCUUUUCAGCAUUGGAUUGAAGCUAUUGAUCCAAGGCAUAGGUAUGGUCAUAGCCUGCAUGUGUAUUAUGAGGAGUGGUCUAAAGCAGAUGCUGGUCAGCCAUUUUUUUACUGGUUGGAUGUAGGAGAUGGAAAAGAUAUUGACCUGAAAGAAUGCCCGAGAUCGAAGCUUCGACAACAAUGCAUCAAGUAUCUUGGACCUCAAGAGAGAAUGCAUUACGAGUACAUUGUUGAGGAAGGGAGACUUAUUCACUCGCAAACCGAAGAGCUUCUUGAUACAAAGGAUGGAUCGCUGGGUGCUAAGUGGAUAUUCGUUAUGAGCACAUCUAAGAAACUCUAUGCUGGCUUGAAAAGGAAAGGGGUUUUCCAUCAUUCUAGCUUCUUGGCUGGAGGAGCAACGAUAGCCGCUGGAAGGCUAGAGGCAGAGAAAGGAAUUCUGAAGUCAAUUUCUGCAUAUAGCGGGCAUUACCGGCCAACAGAUGACAGGCUUGAUACAUUUUUAUCAGUUCUCAAGGAAAACGGGGUGAACCUUGAUGAAGUUAAGAUACGCAAGGCAAGUGACGAUUCUGAUAGCUACGAUGAUGGCAAAUCUAAUGGCGGGACUACAUUUAAAAUGCCAACCAACUUUGAAACUCCUCAACUGGAGAUUCUAGGCGAAGUUGAGAAAACCCAAUCUCCAGAACCAACUGAACUUCCCCAACCGGAAGCCAAACCUGAUUACCAAAGGACUUUAUCCGGAGGUCUUCAGAGUCCAAGACCUGAGGUGCCUAAGAAUAAGAUACUGGAGAGGAUCAACUCCAAGACCUCAGCGAAAUCAUACCAACUCGGGCAUCAGCUAUCACUCAAGUGGUCAACAGGAGCUGGCCCGAGAAUUGGUUGUGUUGCUGACUACCCAAUAGAGCUGAGAACGCAGGCCUUGGAGUUUGUUAACCUAUCUCCGAAGUCUCCCCCAACGCCAUCCUACAGGCGGUUCCCUUGUCUCGCUUCACCUACAUCUGGUCUCGCAUCACCUACUUCUGGUCUCGUGUCACCUACAUCUGGUUUCGCAUCACCUACAUUGAAGUCCACCUCGGAUGUCAAUAACGGUGUUUAGACAGCGUCAUUUGGUGAUUGAACUGCACUAAUCAUCGCCAUCAUCAUUAGUUUUAUGCACCAUGCCUAAUGGAUGUUCUAGAGAAUGUAAAUAAUUGCUUCUCAUCAACUUCCUGUCAAACUCAACUUUUGUGAGUAAUGGUCAAGAGCAUUAUCUUUCUUACUUA